UUAAAUGUGUAAUUAAACAUAUCAACAUAUUUAUAAAGUUAUAUAAAAAUGUCAAUGCGUAGCAAUAAAAUAAAAGCUACCAAUAACUAUCAACCGCAGACACCGCAAAUGCAACAUCAAACACAACAACAACAAUAUUUACCGCCGCCCCAAUAUCAGCAACAACAACAACAGUUGUUAGCACAAUUGCAACAACAGCAUAAAUUUCAACAACAGCAACAGCAACUAUCACAAUCACCUCCGCCAUCAUCAUCAGCGUUAUCAACAGCAUCGGCGGUCACAUUGCCCAGUUCGACAAAUGCAACAAAUUUACUAAAUAAUAGUCGUAAUAAUUUGGCAUCAUUGGUGGCAGCCAUUAAUGCUAAUGAUCAGCAUACCUAUGGUGGAUUCGGAAACGGUGGUGGUGGUGGCGGCGGCGGCAGCGGCAGCAAAGCAUCACCAACCCCAUCAGCAUCUACAUCAUCGGCGCUGUUAGCGGCACCACCAUCGUAUUCAGCGGCUAUUGCACAAAAUCCGCCAUAUCACUUCAUUAAUCAUUAUCAAACUCAACAGCAGCAAGUACAGAGCGGUGACAUGAAAACUCAUCAUCACCACCAUCAUCAUCAUCAUCAUAACAAUGGUAUGCUAUUAACCGCAUCUACCAAAACGAUCGUUGAAGAUGGUGACAGUAAUGGUAUUGUUGCGGAUAACAGCUGUGGUAAUGGUAAUGGUGGGGUUGUCGGUGGCGGUGGUGGUGUUGGCGGUGGUGGUGAGGAGCAACAGCAACAACUUUGUGUGGUGGCCAAAAUGCAAAAAUCGGUUACAAUAACUGUUACACCGCAACGUAGCAACUCGCUGGACUAUUUAAACUUUGAAGAGAAACGUCAACUGAUCGCCUCAUCAUUGUCAUUAUCCGAUAUAUUGCAAUGCAAUCAGACUAAUGCCACAGCUCCAAAAGACACAACUAAUGCUAAAAAACAAAACGGUGCUGCACUGCGUACAAAUAGUUUGGGCUCUGGCACACGUACACCACCUUUGGAACGUAAAAGUAAAUUAAGUGCUUUAGGGCGUUUCUUCAAACCGUGGAAAUGGCGGCGAAAAAAGAAAAGCGAAAAAUUCGAAGCUGCCUCAAAAUCCCUUGAACGUAAAAUUUCAGUACGUGCCAAUCGUGAAGAACUUGUACAGAAAGGUAUUUUAUUGCCGGAAAGUCCACUAGGAAAUAUUCAAGAGCCAGGUGAAGAUUCGUAUUAUAAUAAUUCCAAUGCCAAUAAUCUGAAUAGUACCAGUAGUAGCAACAAUGCCAACGGUUCGAUUUUAUCAUCAGCCGUCCAAAACAAUUCCAUUAUUACCACUACAGCCGGCAGUGGCAAUACUAGUAUUAGUAGUCAUCAUCAGCAACAGCAGCAACAACAAAAUUCACAAUUACAGCAACAGCACCACCAUCAACAGCAGCAACAGCAACAACAACAAUCACAACAACAAACACAUGUUAACAGCUCUAUGUCUAUACAACAAUUCCAAUUGAAUUCCAUGCUUAAUGGUACAAACAUUGUAGGAGGCAGUAAUAUUACCUCAAUAUCCACAACAUCGACAUCAAUUACUGGUACACACGCUGGUGGUAAUACGUCAAAUAUUAAUAACAAUAACAAUAGUAACAGCAAUAGUAAUCACAAUAGUAAUAAUAAUAAUAAUAAUAAUAGUAACAACAAUAAUAACAAUAAUAAUAAUAACGGUAUUUCCGCUAAUACAACGGACACCGUUGUAACUACAACUGGUGGUUCUGGUGGCGGUAGCAGCACCAGUAGCGGUUGUGUACCACAUUCUCAAUCAGCACCACAUCAGUUAGGCGUACAGCCUCCACCUUUAACACCAUUGGCUCAACAUCAUCAGGCAUUGGCACAGCAAUUACAGCAACGAUUCGCUAUCACUAAUAAUAACGAACCCAGAAAAGACAAGACUGAUGUACAGUAUGGUGGUGGUGGUAUUGGUGUUGUUGUUGGUGGGGGUGGUAAUGUUACACUGUCGCCUAAUACCGAACAACCGCCUUGUCAGGGCUCGCUGCAGCCUUCGCAUUUGCUUAUUAGCAGUCGUGAUCAGUAUGAUUCACACACACAAAAUUCCAAACUGGAACGACCCAAUACACUGGGCCCAAAUAAAUUAACGCGUCGUGUAAAUGUUUGCUACGAGCACUACCCUGACGUUGGUUCCACGUCUGGCAGCAUAAUCGGUAGUGGUGGAAAUGCAUCAGCAUAUAAUGACGGCGGCCCCGCUACAGCGGGUCAUCAUGAUAAAAUGGUGGGUGGCGUCAUGUUGACAGAACUACCGGAACCACCUAUACCAGUUUCGGAAAUAGGCCCUAUACCACCACCGCCAAUGUUCUCAACACCAUCGCCUACAUUAGUAGCAGGACGAGCUCAUGGACCAGGCGCUAUUAAUGACAAGGAUUAUCAACCCUAUGAUGAUUACGAUGAUGAUCCGACUCAUGAUGAUAAUGAUUCCGAUAUUGAUUAUAGCUUUCAACAAUAUCAAAAUCACAUUGAUACCCAACGUAUUGAGGAAAUUCCAGCCAAAGAGCCUAAACCAAAUGCAGUUCCUCUAAAGUCGGCCCUCAAAAAGAAACCGGGACAAACAGUGUCUGCGUCAUCUUCACCAGCCACACCCAUACAAGAUCACAGUAAUGCAAAUGGAUCAGUGUCCCAAGGUAUGGGUAGCAGUAAUACAGCCAACAAUAGCGGUAACAGUGGCGGCGGUGGAAGUACUUCAACCAGUCAACGCCCGCUAGUGGUUAGACAAGAUGCCACUAACAAUUAUACCCUCAAGCCAAUUCUACGACCACGGAUUAGAAUAUGUAGGCAGCAAAUGUUUAACAUCAAUUUGCCCUGCACGAUGGAGAAUAAAGAGAACACGCGGCCAUUUGUGAUACGUGAAAGUAGCAGUGAUAGCGAUGAAGAUGGCGGCCGUAUAUUAUAUCGUGACGAUGAUAACACCAGACAAGCUAAAAUAGCACGGAAAGAAUCGUUAUCAUUAAAAUUGCAAUUACGUCCCGAUAAGCAAGAUUUAAUUAAUCGUAAUAUACUGCAUCAGGUGACGGAUAAUGAAUUAAAGGAAACAAAAGAAGCAAUUGGAGCACGACUGAUAAGACGUUUGUCCAUGCGGCCCACCGCCGAAGAGUUGGUGGAACGCAAUAUAUUAAAGACACAAACACCCGCCGAAGAGAAAAAGCAAAAAGAGGAGAAGAAAUCAUAUUUAUUGCGUAAAUUAAGUUUUCGACCCACCGUCGAGGAGUUGAAAGAGAAAAAGAUAAUACGUUUCAAUGAUUAUAUCGAAGUGACUCAAGCUCAUGAUUAUGAUCGCCGAGCUGAUAAGCCAUGGACAAGACUGACGCCGAAAGACAAGGCUGCCAUACGUAAGGAACUGAACGAGUUCAAAUCAUCCGAAAUGGCAGUGCAUGAAGGCAGUCGACAUUUAACCAGGUUCCAUAGGCCAUGACAAUUGCAAUGGCAGCGUUUUAAUAUAAAUAAUAAUAAUAAUAACUUUACAAAAACUCCAUACACAACAAAAAAUUAUGCAACAAAAUCUUA
Messenger RNA from Glossina fuscipes, 3560 nucleotides. RefSeq names its product phosphatase and actin regulator 2. The record is from RefSeq and is a predicted model, not a curated record. Gene Ontology annotation, molecular function: actin binding. The transcript has 11 exons. NCBI's taxonomy places the organism in Eukaryota, Metazoa, Arthropoda, Insecta, Diptera, Glossinidae. The coding region runs from base 49 to 3468 and encodes 1139 amino acids. Gene Ontology annotation, biological process: actin cytoskeleton organization.